Molecule: messenger RNA, 1968 nt
Organism: Pectinophora gossypiella (pink bollworm)
Lineage: Eukaryota; Metazoa; Arthropoda; Insecta; Lepidoptera; Gelechiidae
Exons: 9
Coding region: 84-1325 (413 amino acids)
Source: RefSeq, a predicted model, not a curated record
AUUCAAUUUUGAUUAUUUCAUAAAUUGGUGAACUUGAAUCGCCAUUUGGUCAUUCGUUGAUAGGCAUCUUUAUACCACCGAAUAUGGCGAUGUUAGCGAUAGUUCCCAUCAUGAUUGCCACAUGUAUAGUGUUACUGUUCAGGUUUAUUAAUCAAAAGUAUAACCCGCCCAUAUUUGGUAUAUAUACGCGGAGAAACAAGUAUUUUUGGUUCAAGUUCGUGUUUAUGUACGUAUUCCUUAGAGCAAAACAGUUGUACGUCCAUUUGAAGGGUCUUCUAGCAGUAGAACUAGGAAACAGCUACGAUGGAACCAAACAUAUUCAUGAGGAUGAUGUGGCUUUGGAGCAGAAACAUAGUCUCGGUGAUUAUUCACAGUCAGUAGAUGCAGUCUACUUUAACGGCACAGCGAAAGAUGGAGUCGCUCUGGUAUGCGGAGUGGCGCGACGACCGCAGUUCUAUUGCGACGCUUUCAUGUACGUAAAGGUAAACGGCGAAGACCUCUUGUUGUCUCCUGAACUGCCGGACACUCGGAUCAAACAAACUACGCUACAAGAAGGCCACUACAAAGCCGGGAGUAUUUGCCUCACCAAUCUUAUACCUAUGAGAAAUUGGAAGGUCUCCUACAAUGGAGAUAUGAAAUAUAAAAACAACCCUGAAAAAUCUGUCAAAGUGGAGAUGGACCUGACGUGGAGCGCUCACUGGCAAGCGUUUAAAUAUGACACCGACAUGUCACCACUGUCUAUGGCCAAGGACAUGGCGAGGGAGAAGUGGUCCGCCGACUACUUCAACGUUUUAAAGAAAUUCCACCAAACACAUUAUGAACAAAUGGGCUUCCUAACUGGAAAAAUUGUCGUUGACGGGAAAGAUCACUUGAUUAAUAUGCCCUGCGUUAGAGACCACAGUUUUGGGAAACAUCGGGAAUGGCGCAACUUCCACCGCUACGUGCUUCAGUUCAUUUACCUUGAGAACGGAGAUGCCAUGGCCAUUGGUGCUGUCAGCCAGCCGCUUAUGCUGUCACAUGUAACUAUCGGAUACUUGUGCCGGAACUCCGAUCAGGCAGUGUUGCCAGUAAAAGGCUGCGACUUCCAACUGUGGCAACACGGAGAAAACCAGAUCAUGCCCAAGAACUAUGGCUUUACUUUCAAAGCAGGUGGAAAGCGCUACGAUGUGAGCAUAAAAGUGAACGAUGAAGAUUUCUUCUACAUCGGCAAGACGAGAGAGGCCAAGAUAUACGAGCGAUGGGCAACAGCCGAGGUGAACGGCGUGAGAGGUUGGGGGUGUCUAGAGUGGCAGUAUAACAAUGUACCCGCUGCCAUGACCCAGUAAAAAAUAUAGCAGUAUAGAAUCAUUUUAUAUGUGUAAAUUGUAAAAAGAUUUGGCAAAAUUAUGGCAUAUGAAUAUGGAUUUAUGAAUGACAAACUCAGUGGCAAAUAAUAGGGUUUCUUAUGCCAUGACUCUACGAAAAAAUAUCAAUACUAGCACAACUGAAGAAAAAUAAAUUAAAAUUUUUAGAGGUAACAUAAUUUGUAAAUGGCAAGAAUGUAGACCUGCGCCUGUUAUGUAGUAUUUAGUUGUCAUUCUGUUUGGUACACUCAAACAGACAAAGGACAUUGAGUUAAUAUAAACAUUGGAGUCAAAAUAUGGUUUGAAAACAUGUAAGCGUUGUUCGCCACCGACUAAAAAUAAGUAAUGGAUCAAUGUGCUUCUUCCCUUUUGCUUAAAAAAAAGGGAACUACCAAGUAAUGAGCCUAUAUGACAACUUAACAAAGACUGUUAAUAACUUCAUGUUUUAUCGAAAAAUGAUUAUUUUACUUGAAAACUAUUUCGAGGGGAGGAAAAAAACGAAAAAAAUAGCGAGGAAAGUUAACUAUAUUUAGCAUAACAUUUCAUAACUUAUAUAAGCUAUAACUUAAGAUUAUAAAAUAUCGACUAGCAAAUUAUGGCGAAUUGUUAGUUUUGUUUUCCUUUA